CUUUUUAUUUUGACCAAAUUUUUAGUUUGUUUGCGUUUGUUUCAUUUCCCUUAAUAGUGAUUCAAGUAAGUGCGUCUCCAACCGACUUAUUCAAAUAUAGGCUGCUGUACUUUAUUCCCUCCCUCGCUAGUUGUUGCUUGCUUUCUUUAACAUUGAUGUUUACUUCAAUCUAACCGCAAUCUAGUCAUGGAUAAUAAUACAAACUUUUAUUUGUCGGACAUGGAGGAUGAUUGUGAACUGUAUGGCAUGGUUGAGAUCGAUCAGCUGCGCUCCGUGUGGAAGGCUCGAAGGUUCUCGAUUCUGGCACACAAAUCGAUUGUGUCGAGCGGUCUGCUGCCGUCGAUCUUUGAUUGGCAGCUCAUCUGGCAACUGAUGCCUGCAGAGCAGGCGCACGCCGAGAUGAUGCUGCAGCAGCGCAUCAAUGAUCUGGAGCUGAUGAACAGUCUGACCACAUCGCUGCAGCACAUCUACAUUUUGCCGGAGAUCGGUAUCGACGUGGACGUGAUGAGGGGUCGACCCAGUUACAAUGUCUUUGUGCAGGAUGAUGGCAGCAUUAUGGUCAAGGAGCGGCGAAGCCUGUAUGUACAUGUUUUUGCCACCGAGACACGGGUAGCUGCCGGACAGGAAUACCUCAUGGAUACACUCAGUUUGUUGGCAAUGCAGCAAACAACAAAUCAGCAAGAUUCACAGAUUACCGAUACUGAAAACACUUUGCUCUAUACGGAUGGGACGAUCAAAGAGCCCACACAACUGACUAAUUCGCAGGACCCGUCCGGAUCUGAGGAGAUGACAGAGCCCAACAUCACAUCGUCAAACGAUGUUGAACAUUCAGAAGAAGAAGAAGAAGAAGAAUAUGAUGCUCCUACCAACGAGGGUAUGAAUCGAAUUGAAGAGCUCAAUAAUAUCCGGGAUAGACGAAUUCUUUCAUUAUUUUUACGUUUCUGCGACUGGUUCUGCCAAAUCGUUUCACGUCUCAGGCAAUAGCCAAUGAACACAAUCAACUCCAAAAACACCAAGUUAACAAUAGACACGACACUCACUUACCGAAAAACAUCCGCCUGCUGCUGUUUGCGACUCCAAUUCGAUUUCACUAUCGAAAUACACGAAUACGUCUCAACCGAUUCCCACAAAUGACACUCCAGACUCUUCUCACGCCAUCACUUAAUGUACCAUUGCAUGGCAAACUAUUGUUCCUUGUAUAUAAUAAAGAGA
This is a messenger RNA of Drosophila grimshawi, 1212 nucleotides long. RefSeq lists its product as uncharacterized. Lineage: Eukaryota; Metazoa; Arthropoda; Insecta; Diptera; Drosophilidae. Bases 187 to 984 code for a protein of 265 amino acids. The transcript has 2 exons. The record is from RefSeq and is a predicted model, not a curated record.